AUGCGAUGCGCGAGCAAGGCCGCCGAGAGCGCGUCCGCACGUCUCUGUGCGGACGCCGAAGCAGAAACAACAGCAACUGAUGUCUCAUCGGUUGCUGAAGCGACCCAGCCUGUGUCACUUGGUGAUGCAGGCGCUGGUCAUGAAGACACUCGUGUCUUCACAGAGUACGAGCUCGGUGUCUCGUACUCUCCUGAUACGGAUGACGGAACCGUAUCGACGGCGAUUGAAUCUAAGCCGCCUGCCAAGCGUGACGUGGAUGAUGCUUUGCGUCGCAGCAUCUUUGGUUCAUCUGAUGAAUCAGAUGAACCAUCGCCGAAGCGAAGGCGCUCGAGGUCGCGAGACUCGGGCGCUAAUAGUGGUGUCGGUUCUCCUAUGGACACCACUUCACAGCGGGGUGCCAGUACUGCUGUCGGCACGUCGCAGGAAGAGCGGGACCGCAAUGUCUUGCGUCUCGCUCCCGAGAAGAAGGCAUGGAUGCCUCCUAAAUCAGUCAUGGAUCACUUGUCGGCGACGACGAGUGAUCGUUAUCGAACACGAUUGUUCGAUUCGUCAAGGAUCCAUCACCUUGACCCCAGCGCGAAAACCUAUCGCGCUGAACAUGAAUUCUUCAUCGAUGCUUUCUUUAGACAUCGAUGGUACAGUGGGAAUCACAAACGUGAUGGUCCCUCACUACUUCAGGCGUGGAACGCCUACAUCCAUAACCUCGAGGAUGUAGGUCGUGACGCUUGGAACGACAAACUUAUCAAAGCUCGUGAUAAGUUUGAAAAGCGAACCCCGACUGCCCGUGGUGGCGCGUAUGUAGUCUCUACUGAGAUGUACGAAGGGAUUGACAACCUGAAAUCCAUUUACGACCGUGCCGGGAAGACUUUCUCCGGCGGUCCUUCUGCGGCACAGGAUGUGCCGCGUCGUACUGCUCAACCAGACCCAGUACGUCGAUCAUCAGUUGGGAGCGGGGCUCCCAAGAAUCCCAGGACGGGGGAUAGCCGCGCCACCGGACGAGAUAACUCGUCCGACGUCCGUUCACGUCGCGGUGGUUCAACAGCUGCUCAACUAUAUAGCGCUGGCCACCGCGAGAGUCCUCUAAUAGAGGUGGAGGAGGAGGAAAGACGCUCUCCACACGAUCAUGUGGAUCGGUGUGUUCCCGAGAGCUUCUUUGAUCGCGUAACGCAAGGGUUACGCGACGACCUCGAACAUGAGCGGAAUAGGCGUCUCCAAAUGGCGGACACUGCCUCGAAGCAUCGAGCUGAGUUUGCCUUUGCUCAGCUUGAGAACGAGAGAUCUCUGACAUCUCUUCGUGACGAGCUAAGGGUAGCUCGUGGGAUUGUUGAUCGGUCUCGGGAUGAGAUAACUGCUCUUCAGACCCUUGUUGAUGCCCACCAUCGGGAGCACAAGGUCUCUCUGCGAGAUGCUAGAGCGCAAGGGCGUUCUUCAUCGGAAGAAGCAGCGUACUGA
This is a messenger RNA of Peronospora matthiolae, 1452 nucleotides long. The record is from the annotation of a GenBank genome assembly. Lineage: Eukaryota; Oomycota; Peronosporomycetes; Peronosporales; Peronosporaceae.